AGUCUAGUGGUGCGACGCGCGUUGAUUUUUAUUGUGUCAUUGCGUUUCUAUUCGGAUUGCAUCAUGUCAUCUCAGCGUAGCUUGAGCUCAUCUUCGGAUCCAUUGAAACAUGCUUCUUCGGAGUCAAACAUUGCGGAGAUACAGGAUGAUGCUAGUAUUUCUGUUGCUGAAAACAAUAGUGCGGUACGUUCCAAACGCAGGCUGCGCGACACUGAAGACAUGAUUAUGUCUAACAAGGACUUCAUGGCUGUAUUUACAAAGUGGCAGUCAGCCCAAGAUACCAAAUACUCGAAAUUAUUACAGUCUCUGAAUGAGCUAAAAUCCCAAAAUUCGGAUAUUAAAAAAUCGGUUGAAUUUAUGUCACACAAAUAUGACGAGAUGCUCGGGAGACUUUCAUUUCUAGAAACUGAAAGACAGGAUUAUAAAAAGAGUAUAAACAGGCUAGAAAAUAAAAUAGAAGUUCUAGAGCGAAAUGCACGUAUAACAAGCGUCGAAAUAAGAAAUAUACCCUUGAAACAGAAAGAAACAAAGGAAGCUUUAUCUCAGAUCGCUCUUAACAUUGGUGGUACUUUGAAUGUACCGAUGCAAACAUCGGACAUUAAGAAUAUUUUCAGAGUAAACACAAAAUCCACUACAAAACCGAUAAUAGCCGACUUCACUACUGUUGCUAUGAAGGAUAAAUUUAUUAGCUGUUUUAAGAAAUACAACCAACAAAACACAAAAGAAAAACUGAAUACUGCAAAUAUAAAAAUAGAAGGACCCUCGAAACGUAUUUAUAUUUCGGAAAACUUGACAGAAAAGACCCGUAAACUUUUUUACCAAGCUCGUGAAUUUGCACGUAAUAAUGCAUUUACAUUUUGUUGGACAUCCUUUGGUAAAGUUUACCUACGAAAAUCUGAAGGCUUGCCACAAAUAAUUAUAAACAGCGAACAAGAUUUUGAAAAAAUACCACCACACAAGUGACUAAAUGGAUUCAGUUUUUCUUUGUGUUAUAGAAUAAAGUCGUUAAAACCUAAU
Messenger RNA from Maniola jurtina (meadow brown), 1017 nucleotides. RefSeq lists its product as uncharacterized. The record is from RefSeq and is a predicted model, not a curated record. The transcript has a single exon. Bases 64 to 963 code for a protein of 299 amino acids. Lineage: Eukaryota; Metazoa; Arthropoda; Insecta; Lepidoptera; Nymphalidae.